GUAAGGUUCAGGCCAAUUCAGAAAAGUUACCGGAGAUCCCCCUUUUUUGUGAUGGCCACGACAUUAGGAAGAAAAAAUUAAGAAUAAUUAUUGUGUUCUACCGGCAUCUUUAGGAAAUCAAGAAAACGCGGAAAUCAAGAAUUAUCAAGGAAACGUAUGCUGGUCAUUAUUGUGCAUAAAUAGUGAUAUUGCAUUAUCGGCUUAUACAAUGUUUCCAGAAGCACAAAGCUUUUGCUUGCCACAAAGUAUCAUUCCGCCUUGUAUGAAUUUUGCACUAAAACAUGAAUCAGAAUAUGAAUCAGGACCUUGGAAUUUCACAGAGGAAGCUGCUAAUUAUUUAAAAUACAUUCAAAGUUUAUCUGAAGUAAAAAAGAUAGAGACUCGGGAUUAUUUGGCCAUAUUGAAAAUAUGUUUAUAUUUGGAACAAUUUGAAAUAAAUAAAGAAAUAAAACGGUAUUCAUUGAAAAAUGGUAAACUCAAGAAAUCUAAAUCUAAUUCGGAACAUUGUUUUAUCAUUGAUGUACCAUCUUUGACUAGUGAACAGUCUGUUAUUGUACUUAACGAUAAAGUAUCUCUUUAUCAUGUUGUUUCAAAAAGAAAUAUUUUAGCUAGAGUUGUAAAACUGUCGAAGAACGAAGUAACAAUACAACUAGAUGCUUCUGUGGAUGCGGAAUUAUUCAACAAUAACAACUUUGAUAUAAGUUUCGUGAGUCAGUAUUGGCCAUUGCGCUGUUGUCAUUAUGCAAUAACGGCAAUCAGUAUGCGCAACUGGAUCCCUUUAAUAUAUCCAGAAGUAGGAAUUCCCGGUGAAGAUGUAGAAUUCGAUAUUGAAUGGGUAAAUCCUAAUGUGGCAAAGAACGAACAACAGAAGCAAGCUGUAAAGAAGAUUUUAAAUAAGACUGCGCACCCAGCGCCUUAUAUAAUUUUCGGUCCGCCUGGCACAGGAAAAACUGCGACAUUAGUCGAAACAAUAUGUCAGAUUAUAAGGCAACACCCAACGGAGAAUAUAUUGGUGUGCACCACAUCCAAUGCAGCGGCUGAUGAAAUCACUACAAGAUUAAUUGGAAAAGUUCCAAAAAAUAUAUUGUGCCGAAUAUACGCUCCAUCUAGAUCAAGGGAGAAAGUAGAUAAACUAAUUCAACCGUAUGCAACUUUUGCUGAUGGAAAAACUAUUUCUUUGACGAUGGAGCUGCUAUGCAAAAAGAUAAUCAUUACAACAUUAGUUACAUCUUUAAGCCAUUCUACACGCAGUUUAUUCGCUUAGUUCUUGAUCCCUAUCUUUUCUAUGUAUUUUGGCUGUUUCAUUUUCUUAUGUAUAAUAUUCGAG
Linepithema humile (Argentine ant) is the source of this 1327-nucleotide messenger RNA. The record is from RefSeq and is a predicted model, not a curated record. NCBI's taxonomy places the organism in Eukaryota, Metazoa, Arthropoda, Insecta, Hymenoptera, Formicidae.